CAUCAAAAAAAAAUCUUUACAUUAAAACCCCAAUUGAUACCCCGAGUAAAAAUUUGGAAAUUUGUUCUUCACUUUCCAUAAAUAAAACCCAAAAAAAUAAUCUUAAAAAUGGAAACUUGAUUAUCACGGAUAACUAUUCCUUCCUUAUAAAUAUCACAAUAUCUCUUACCUUUCAUCUGAAAUCCUCACUUAAAACAAAAAUAUACGAUCAAUUGCAGAAAACUAGCGUUUUUAAUUCUUGAUAAAUUUUGGGGUUUUUUGUUCUUGUUAAUUUUAGGGUUUUAAAUUUCAACAACAAUGUCUGUUACGAAUCAAACAACGAACGAUCUUCGAGUUGCGAAGCUGUUAAUGCUGAAACUCGGCGAAACGUUUCAGGAUUUCCAGGCGAAAUCGUUUCCAAUGCUUGCUCUUUCAAAACAAUGGCGAACAUUGCAGGCAUCUUUCGUAAGGGUGAACAAAUCGAUCGAGGAGCGAGUCAAGGAGGUGGAGUCAAAGGAGAUAGAAAAUCAGUUUAUUCGAACAUCGCUUCAGAAUUUCAAAAAGGGGGUUGAAAUUAGGGUUAAGAAAUUGGAGUUUGAUGAGAGUUGGUUGAAAAGAAGAACCGAAGGAGUUGAAUUGAGGGAGAAGCAGAUUAAGGAUUGGUAUGAGUCGAUUGAGUUGGAGAAGAGAACAAUUCAAGAUCGGGUUAAGGCGGUUGAGAUUAUGGAGAGGAGGUUUAAGGAUGGGUUCGAGAAGGUUAAGGCUGUCGAGGAGAGGGUAAAGAAGGUGGAGGAGCGGGAGAGGGUUGUCGAGGGACGAGAGCGGGAGGUGGUCGUACGCGAAGAGGCGUGUGGUGUGAGGGAGAAGGAAGAGAUGGAGGAUAUUGAUGAGUUGUAUAGUGUGUUGUUGGUUAAAGAGAAGGAGAUUAAUGAGACGAAGAGGGUGUUGGGGUCGAAACGGAAGGAAAUCGAGGCGGGUUGGGAAGUGUUUAAGGAGAAAGAGAAGGAGUUUAAGGAGCAAUGCUUGUCGAUGGAGUCGGAAUCGAAGCGAUUGAGGGAGGAAAUUGAGGUGUUGGAGUUAAAAGAGGAGGAGGUUAAGGAGCGAUUCUUGUCGGUGGAGUCGGAAUUGGAGAGAUUGAGGGAACAAAGCGAGGCGUUGGAGUUGAAAGAGAAGGAGGUUAAGGAGCAAUGGUUGUUGAUGGAAUUGGAAUCGAAGCGAUUGAAGGAGAAAAGCGAGGAAUUGGAGUUAAAAGAGAAGGAGCAAUGCUUGUCGAUGGAGUUGGAAUGGAAGAAAUUGAGGGAACGAAGUGAGGCAGUAGAGUUGAAAGAGAAGGAGAUUAAGGAGCGAUGUUUGUCGAUGGAUGAGUUGGAAUCGAAGCGAUUGAAGGGUCAAAGCGAGGCGUUAAAGCUGAAGGAGAAGGAAAUUAACCAACGAAUGGAGUCGAAAGAGAAGCAAGUGAACAAGCGACUCGAAUUGAAACAGAAUGAACUCGAGUUGAAAGAGAAGCAAGUGAAUAGGCGACUCGAAUCGAAGGAGAAGCAAGUGAAAAAGCGACUCAAAUCGAAGGAGAAGCGGCUUGAAGAGCGUUGUAGGCAGAUUGAAGUCAAGGAGAAGAAGAUUAAUGAGAAAUUGGUGGCAAUGCAAGAGAAAAAGAAGCAAAAUGGUAGAAAGAGAAGACGUUCUUCAUACUAGAUAAUACAGAGUAUUAAGCUAAUUAGGGUCAUUUAAUUAGCGUCAAAAUUAGCUUUAAGUCAUUGACUCAUUGUAUUUGUGUUCUGUUUGAUUUGGGGCACUUCUUUUGUCUAUUCUUUUCAACUAUUGUAUGCUAAUUAGUACGGAGUACUGUUCGUUAUUAUCAAUACGAAGUAUGUU
Messenger RNA from Chenopodium quinoa (quinoa), 1851 nucleotides. Its product is annotated as golgin subfamily A member 6-like protein 2. The record is from RefSeq and is a predicted model, not a curated record. The transcript has a single exon. The coding region runs from base 298 to 1671 and encodes 457 amino acids. NCBI's taxonomy places the organism in Eukaryota, Viridiplantae, Streptophyta, Magnoliopsida, Caryophyllales, Amaranthaceae.